CUGAGUUCAUUAGAAACCUAACCUCAAUUUUCAACUUUCUUUUUACACUAAAUGCUAUUUUAAAAUACUACCGGGCCCUAACUUAAAUAAAAUGAUAUCGAGCAACUGGUCUCGCUCAAUUUUAGGCAUAAAGUUUAUACCUCGACGCUACCAGCAUGGAUACAUUAUACUUGUUCCGGAGAUUGGAGAAGAGUCAGACGCUAAGAAGCCACUGGUAAAAAGCGAUGGGCUUCCCGAAUUUAAUAAUGUCACUAUUGAAAAUUGCCGAGCGGCUGUUGCUAAAGAGAGUUUAGAAUUUGAGGCGGGAGUUAAAAGUAUAGAGAAGGACUUGCAAGAUAAACCACCAAAAGAUAUAUUUAAGCAAGUGUUUAACCCCCUGGAAGUUUUGGGGGCUCCUUUAGAUUUGAUCUGGGGUUUGUCGAAAACGUUGUAUUUGGGAAAUAGCAGCUUAAUGCCAACUUCUAAUUACAUAUCGAUACACGAAAGGGCUCGACAAGCUAGAGCCUCAAAAUACAACAAUAAAACAAUUUAUAACGCCGUAAGAGAUGCAUUGCAAACAAAGACUGACAAAACUGUGGAAGAAACUAGAAUUUUACAGAAAUUUCUAAUAGAAGGCAAAUUGAACGGGUUAGAACUCGAAGACAAAAAUUUUACGAUAUUUGCAGAAUACAUGGCGACUUUAUCGAAGGAGAAGUCUUCGUUCAAAUUAAAAAACGAAAUUUCAACGAAACGAUUCAGUCACGUUAUAGGAGAUAAAGCCAUUGUAAACGAUUUCCCCGAUUAUGUAUUAAAAUCCGCUUCACUUAAUCCACACUUGCCGGAAAAGGGUCCCUGGAAAUUAACUCUUCAGCCUCACAUCUACAGAGCAGUGCUCGAAUGUUGUCCGGAGCGUAAAAUUAGGUGGAACUUCUGGCAAGCCAUGGUUAACAGAGGCUACCACCACGGAGAUCGAGAAUUAUCUACGAGUUUAACCGUGGAAGAAAUCCGUUUUGCUAGAAGAGACAUAGCGAAACUACUGGGCUUUGAAAAUUUCGCAGAAAUGUCCAUGCAAACCAAAAUGGCUUCUAGUGUCUCGGAAGUCAAGAACGUAAUAAAUACUUUGUUGGAGGAGGCGUAUCCGGCACAAGAGAACGAAGUAAAGGAAUUAUACGAGUUUGCUGCAUCACGAGGAUUCGAACACGAGCAACUCGAGUUAUGGGACGUAGAUUACUGGAAGAAACAGCAGCAGAAAUUUUUAUAUGUUCACAGUGACGAUGAUGUUAAAGCUUAUUUCCCUCUGAAAUCGGUUAUGAACGGCCUGUUUGAAUUCUGUGAGAAAAUGUUUAAUAUCAAAAUUAAAGAAAGGCCUAAGACGACUGUUUGGCAUAAAGAUGUCAAAUUCUACGACAUAUUCGAGGAUUACUCGAGCGCCCCAAUCGCAGGGUUUUAUUUCGACCCGUACGCACGGGAUCAACAGAAAAUUGACAGCAGCGGCUGGAUGGUUGCCAUUCAAAAUAAAAGUGAAAUUUGCAGUAAAAUCCCGUUAGGAGCGUUGAUUUUUAACUUCGAUCCCCCAACAUCUGGUAGAGAUUCGUGCCUGACGUUCAAAGAAACGAAAAAUUUAUUCAAGAAGUUCGGUCAUAACUUGCAGCAUUUAUUAACUAGAGUAAAAUAUUCCGAAGUGGCUGGAUUAUCCAAUGUCGAAUGGGACGCAGUGGACGUUUGCGGGAAUGUAUUUGGCCACUGGUUGGAAAAUAAAACUGUUGUCGAUAAAAUAUCUAGUCACUAUGAAACAGGAGAGAGUCUACCGAACGAGAUGUUUGAAUCGUUGAUGCAAUCAGAAAAACAAUUAGCCGGAGUGGAUUUAUGCCAUGAAAUGUAUUUAGCUUCUUUGGAUUUGGAGUUGCAUUCGUCGAAAGACUUUUGGGCGGAUAUUGUAAAAAAGUUGUGGCCGAAUUACAGAUGUUUCAAAUUGCACAGCAACGACGUGCACACGUGUUCGUUUACUCGAAUAUUCGUCGAGGAAUGGGCAGCCGCUUACUACUCUCAUCUUUGGUCGAGAAUGAUAGCAGCCGAUAUUUAUAGUGCCUUUUACGAAGUUAGAGAUAACGAACAAAAGACAUUGGAAAUUGGUAAAAGAUUCCGGAACUCGUUUUUGUCGUUGGGCGGUAGUGUUCAUCCUGGGCAGGUUUUUAGGGAGUUUCGUGGACGAGAUCCCUCACCGAAAGCUUUGCUCAGGUCACUAGGACUAAAAAGGAAGUAACCGAUAAAACUAUUUUGUUUCUGUGAUGUUAUGCUUCUUUUUUAUGUUCUGUUACUCCUAAAUCUUAAAUGUUAAUAGUAGUAUAAUGAUUGUGAAUAGUUAAAUAUAAACUAUGUAUUUGUUAAUAUCGCGUUCGAUAGCAGAAAGAA
This is a messenger RNA of Phyllotreta striolata, 2391 nucleotides long. The record is from the annotation of a GenBank genome assembly. NCBI's taxonomy places the organism in Eukaryota, Metazoa, Arthropoda, Insecta, Coleoptera, Chrysomelidae.